Messenger RNA from Lactuca saligna, 3366 nucleotides. NCBI's taxonomy places the organism in Eukaryota, Viridiplantae, Streptophyta, Magnoliopsida, Asterales, Asteraceae. The record is from the annotation of a GenBank genome assembly.
AUGACUUAUUCAUUCGUCGUUCCAUUCCAUCCGAUCCAACCGAUUUCCAUUUUGAUCGGCGAUUACUGUGUACUGAUCACCUCUUUCGUUCAUCUGAGAUUGGCGAUCCCAUCUCUGGACUCAGAUUCGUAUUUCGCAGUUCCCCCAAAAGCCCUGUCACUCCGUUCAUACCUCUCAACCUUCGCCACCGCCGGCCUCCGGCUCCGAGUUCCAGCAUCCAAACUUCGGGAUGCAAGGUUGAGGGAGGGUUUUCUUGCUGUAGAUUGGAAAAUGGAAGGUUUCAAGUCUAAAUUUAGAUUAGCAACAAUUGUCAUUCUUUCCAUUGGAAUUGGUCUACUUGCCGUAUAUGAUUUAUUGAAGCCGAUUACAAAUGGUUGUAACAUGACAUACAUGUACCCAACUUACAUUCCAAUAUCAGCUACAGAAAGUUCAUCUUCUUCAAAGUAUGGACUGUAUUUGUAUCAUGAAGGCUGGAAAAAAAUCGAUUUUAAAGAGCAUCUUAAACAACUUAAUGGGGUUCCUGUUCUUUUCAUCCCUGGAAAUGGAGGUAGCUACAAGCAGGUCAGGUCCAUAGCAGCAGAAUCUGAUAGGGCUUAUCAAGGUGGCCCACCUGAUUCUAUGUUGUACCAAGAAGCUUCCUUAAUGCUUGAGGAGGGAGUAGAUAUGGAUGAAAAAGAUAUUCCAAAAGUCACCCAGUAUACUCGCAGGCUUGACUGGUUUGCAGUUGACCUUGAAGGUGAACAUUCUGCAAUGGAUGGCCAGAUACUUGAGGAACAUACAGAAUAUGUUGUAUAUGCCAUUCACAGGAUUCUGGAUCAAUAUAAAGAAUCUCGAGAUGCUAGAGAAAAAGAAGGUGCUUCUGAAUCUGGUAGUUUGCCUAACAAUGUCAUAUUAGUUGGCCACUCUAUGGGUGGUUUUGUUGCUAGAGCUGCAGUUGUGCACCCUAAUUUGAGAAAGUCAUCAGUUGAAACUGUUGUCACCUUAUCAACUCCACAUCAGUCACCCCCCAUUGCAUUGCAGCCAUCAUUGGGCCACUAUUAUGAGUACAUAAAUCAGGAAUGGAAAAAGGGUUAUGAGGCUCAAACAUUAUCUCGAGUGAUUGUUGUCUCCAUUUCUGGUGGUGCUAAUGAUUAUCAGGUAAGGUCAAAGCUAGAAUCAGUUGAUGGUAUUGUCCCAUCUACUCAUGGUUUUAUGAUCAGUAGCAUGGGCAUGAAGAAUGUAUGGCUAUCAAUGGAGCACCAGGUUAUCUUAUGGUGUAAUCAACUUGUUGUGCAAGUUUCACAUACUCUUCUUAGUUUGGUUGACCCUGAAACUGGUCAUCCCAUUUCUGGGUCAAGGAAAAGACUAUCAAUUCUUACAAAAAUGCUUCAUAGUGGAAGUUUUCCAAAGCAAAAAUCAGGUUUACUUCAGCAGCAUUCAUCACAUCUUCCUUUACACAAAGAGAGAAAAUAUGCUGGGUGUCCUAGUAAACUACAAUGGAGUGAUGAGGGACUUGAAAGGGAUCUUUACAUCAAGACACCAACAGUAACUAUUUUAGCAAUGGAUGGCAGAAGGCGUUGGCUGGACAUAAAAGAACUGGGGUCAAAUGGAAGAAACAAGUUUGUUCUUGUAACAAACCUUCUUCCUUGUUAUGGGGUUAGACUUCAUCUUUGGCCUGAGAAAGGAACUUCUGCAUCAGAUUUGCCUCUCAGCAAAAGGGUUGUUGAAGUGACAUCAAAGAUUGUGCAGAUUCCUUCAGGACCAGCACCAAGGCAGAUUGAACCAGGAAGUCAGACUGAACAACCACCACCAUCAGGUGUUUUUUGGUUGGAAUCAAAGGAUAUGCAUGGCUUCAGAUUCCUCACUAUCUCAGUUGCACCAAGCCCUACUGUUUCAGGGAGACCUCCACCUGCAGCUUCAAUGGCAGUUGGGCAGUUUUUCAACCCACAAGAAGGGCGUAAACAGUUUUCUCCUCACUCAUUGCUUCUCUCUAUGUAUUCUCGGAAGGACAUUUUCAUUAAGGAGGAUCACCCUAUUGCAAUGAAUAUUACAUUCGGUAUCAGUCUAGGGCUUUUUCCUGCUAGAGUGUCUCUGGAAACAACAGGCUGCGGGAUAAAAAACCCUGGACUUCCUGUUGAAGAGGCUGGAGACAUGGAUAGUGGAAGUCUUUGCAAGCUUCGAUGCUUUCCACCUGUAGCCCUUGCAUGGGACCCGACAGCUGGCAUUCACAUUUUUCCGAAUUUAUAUUCUCGUAUGAUUGAAGUGGAUUCAUCACCUGCACUUUGGACCUCAGCUCAUGGAUCUGAAAAAACCAAUGUUUUGUUACUGGUGGACCCACAUUGUUCUUAUAAAACUAGUGCUGCUGUUUCUCUAACUGCUGGUGCUCGUAGAUUUAUGCUUUUAUACGCCUCCCAGAUUAUUGGAUUUGCAUUUGCUGUAGUUUUUUUUGGUCUGAUGAGGCAAGCGAAUGCAUGGGAGCUUGAUCUGCCUGUUCCUUCGUUACUAUCUGCAGUGGAAUUGAACCUUGGAAUGCCGAUUCCGUUUCUUGUCCUUGCUGUUUCCCCCAUUCUUAUUGCUUUGUUUUAUUCAUGUCUAAGCACAUCCCCAUUUCCUGCGGUUUCUAGCUUCUUUUUUGUUUCAAUCAUUUGCUACUUAAUAGCAAAUGGGAUCAUAAUCUUUUUGAUAUUAACCACCCAGAUACUCUCCCAUGUGGUUGCUAGAGUACAUGUUUUCUUUAAAACAAGGUGGAAAUGGUGGAUAGGUGAUAACUCAAAUUCCACUAACUUUUUCCCAUUUAAGGUGGCAAGGGUUAUAAAUGUCAAUUCAUCAUUAGCCACAUCACUUGUUGCCAUUGCUUUAGUUUGCUUUGUCCAUCCAGCUUUAGGUCUCCUUAUCUUACUCUUCUCCCAUGCGCUGUGCUGCCACCACGCCUUAUGCAGUUUUUUUACCGCUUCCAGCAAGGCUCGUAGUGAGGACUUAUUUGGAUUUGGAAAUAACAAAAAGUCAUUUAAAUUCAAGAAUGAAGAAUCGGAGGAGGGAUUGCCUGUGGAUGAGAACAGCUCCAGUACCCCGGACUCUACACGAAGCUAUGGUGAUACACAACUUGAGAUAUUUCACCAUAGACAUGGAUUGUUAAUCUUGCAUCUUCUUUCACUCCUCAUGUUUCUUCCUUCACUUGUCGCUUGGUUUGAGAGGUUAAGUAUGGGGCACAACUUUCCAUGGCUGUUGGAUUCCAUCCUGUGUAUGGGUGUAGUCCUCCACGGAAUCUGUGAUUCCAAACCGGAGUUCAAUGUGUUCUUUCAGAUUCCGGGAAUGAGAGGGUAUGAAAUCAGACAAGGAUUUGUAUACCUUGUUGCAGGAUUCGGUUGCUAUCUUUCAGAAUUAUAG